ACCUUCCCAGCUCAAAAGCCACGAAUCAAAUUCCCUCCUAAGCCCUCGCUAAUCCCCCACCAGAACCCAACUACAACAAAGAAGUUAUCACUUUUGAGCUUCUUCGAUUGCCUCCCUUCAUCUGUGAAUUUGUCUGCUGAAAAUCAUGCCUGACGUGCAUGCUCUCGUGAACGACUUUCUAAUCAAGCUCAAAAGACGUAAAAUUGAAGGCUCAAAGGCCACGGCGAAGGUAACCGCGGAAGUGCUGAGGUCAUUCAUUUCGCAGCAAAGGCUUCCCAAUACAAACCAGGCCGGAGCACUAAUUGACGCUGUUAAAGCUGUUGGAGAGCAGCUAAUAGCUGCUAAUCCUGUUGAGCUUGCUGUUGGUAAUGUUGUAAGGCGUGUUUUACAUAUCAUUAGAGAGGAGGAUCUCUCUCUCACUGCAGCUGCAAUUGGCGGGCUGAGUCUGUCUGCUGGAAGUGACGAUGAAGAUGAUGUUGGGCAUGAUGAACAUCCCGCUUUAUCAGCAGCAGCUGUUGCUGCUGCUGCCAGAAGCACUUUGAGGCCUCCCUCCUUGCAAACGCUUCUUGAGGAUGUACCACAUACAGCAGCUGUUCCUCAUACAUCUUCUUCAGGAGGCGAUUCUGAGGGAAAAAGCAAAUCUGCUGAUAAGAAUUCAAGCACAAAAAGGCUAAAGCAUAAUGUCAUUGAGGCAGUUAAUGAACUGAUUCAAGACAUAGUCACUUGCCAUGAACAGAUUGCCGAGCAAGCUGUGGAGCAUAUACAUCAAAAUGAGGUAAUAUUGACUUUGGGCAGUUCAAGGACGGUAGUGGAAUUUCUGUGCGCUGCAAAAGAGAAAAAGAGAUCAUUUCGUGUAUUUGUUGCAGAGGGUGCUCCGAGAUAUCAGGGACAUACCCUCGCAAAAGAGCUGGUUACAAGGGGGCUUCAAACCACAGUAAUUACUGAUUCUGCUGUCUUUGCAAUGAUUUCCCGUGUGAAUAUGGUUAUUGUUGGAGCUCAUGCUGUGAUGGCUAAUGGUGGGGUUAUAGCACCUGUUGGAUUGAAUAUGGUGGCUUUAGCAGCUCAAAGGCAUGCAGUCCCUUUCGUUGUACUUGCAGGAAUUCAUAAGCUGUGCCCUCUCUAUCCUCACAAUCCAGAGGUCUUACUGAAUGAAUUGAGGUCCCCAUCCGAGCUCUUGGACUUUGGGGAAUUUUCUGAUUGCCUAGAUUUUGGAAGUGGCUCUGGUUCUCCUAUCCUGCAUGUUGUGAAUCCUGCAUUUGAUUAUGUGCCUCCAAAUCUUGUUAGCCUAUUUAUUACUGAUACCGGGGGACAUAAUCCUUCAUAUAUGUACCGACUUAUUGCUGAUUAUUAUUCUGCUAAUGAUUUGGUUUUACAACGGAGAUCAGCUUCUUGAUAUUAUAUUGGCCACCUCUGUUUCUACACAUUAUUAGUUUCUUGGGUUUUAGGUAGUUCCAUCAUAUGAUGAAGUUGUGUUCAAUUAACGAGAAUACACAGCAGUAGGAUGCCACAAAAAUGAAUGAAACAAAAAAUGCAGGUAUGCAACAAGGAUAGGUGCGGAGUUCUAAUGAGUCCCGAGGGGCAAAUUUUCUGCGGACAGACAAAAUGAAGGUAAAAGAAUGCGUGUGACUUUGAUGAAAUGAUGCAUUCUUUUUGUGACAACCAUAAGGGGGUGCAGUUUUGACCGGUUUGGGAGUUGUAUGCGGUAUGCCAUUGGACUUCUAAGAAAUUUUUAUGUUGUAUUUUACUAGAAGUUUGUCUGCAAAAUUGAACUUUCUUCAAGGACAAUUGCUGUGAAAUUUUGGAAUUGCAUGCUUUUAUUUAAGCAAAGAAAAGAUCAUUUGGGGUGGUGCAGCAGACUUCAAAGAUUUAAAGCUACUUGUUAAAAGAAAUCUUUCAGUAACUGUUCGCAAUUUGGUUUAA
Messenger RNA from Coffea eugenioides, 1920 nucleotides. Its product is annotated as translation initiation factor eIF-2B subunit beta. NCBI's taxonomy places the organism in Eukaryota, Viridiplantae, Streptophyta, Magnoliopsida, Gentianales, Rubiaceae. Gene Ontology annotation, biological process: translational initiation. The record is from RefSeq and is a predicted model, not a curated record. Gene Ontology annotation, cellular component: eukaryotic translation initiation factor 2B complex. Gene Ontology annotation, molecular function: guanyl-nucleotide exchange factor activity; translation initiation factor activity. The transcript has 11 exons. Bases 146 to 1393 code for a protein of 415 amino acids.